Molecule: messenger RNA, 1398 nt
Organism: Alternaria ethzedia
Lineage: Eukaryota; Fungi; Ascomycota; Dothideomycetes; Pleosporales; Pleosporaceae
Exons: 2
Coding region: 1-1398 (465 amino acids)
Biological process (GO): glutathione metabolic process; cellular response to oxidative stress; cell redox homeostasis
Cellular component (GO): cytosol; mitochondrion
Molecular function (GO): flavin adenine dinucleotide binding; NADP binding; glutathione-disulfide reductase (NADPH) activity
Source: RefSeq, a predicted model, not a curated record
AUGUCGUCGCAACCCAAGGAGUGCGAUUACCUAGUAAUCGGAAUUGGCAGCGGUGGUAUUGCCUCUGGACGACGAGCCGCCAAACACGGCGCAAAAGUCAUUGCGAUCGAAUCUUCACGAUACGGAGGUACCUGCGUAAACGUCGGUUGUGUGCCGAAGAAGGUUACUUGGAACGCAGCAGCGAUUGCCGAGACCUUCAAGGAUGCGUCCGCAUACGGUUUCAAGGUUGGCGGGGUACCGGAGUUCGACUGGCCAUACUUCAAGAAGAAGCGAGACGACUACGUCAAGCGGCUGAACGGCAUCUACGAGAACAACCUGAACAAGGACGAGAUUGAGCACUUCAGAGGGCGCGCGAAGUUUGUGGCCAAGGACGAAGUCGAGGUUGCGCUUCAUGAUGGAGGCUCCCAGCGCAUCAAGGCGAAGCACAUCCUCAUCGCGACCGGUGGACGACCGAAGCUACCCGAUAUUCCUGGCAAGGAACUCUGCAUCAGCAGCGACGGCUUCUUCGAUCUCGAGAAGCAGCCCAAGAGCAUUGCAACGAGUGGCGCUGGAUACAUCGGUGUCGAGAUGACUGGCAUGCUUCACGCACUCGGCUCGAAAACACACUUCUUCAUCCGCGGCGACAAGCUCCUCCGAACCUUCGACCCCAUGAUCCAAGAUACCGUAACUCAAGAGUACGAGCGUCAGGGCAUCAACCUCUACAAGGGUACACAGAUUACAAAGGUUGAGGAUAUUGGCAACGGCAUGAAGCGCGUCACCUACCAGAACAACGAGACAAAGAAUGAGUCGACCGUUGAAGUCGAAGAAGUUCUCUUCGCAACUGGACGUGACCCCGAAAUUGAAGAUCUCAAGAUCAAGGACUUCGGCAUCAAGCUCAACGACAAGAACCACAUCGUGACCGACGAGUACCAAAACACCUCUAUCCCCAACAUCUACGCCAUCGGUGACGUAUGUGAUCGCGGUUUCGAACUCACCCCCGUCGCCAUCGCCGCUGGAAGACGCCUCUCCGACCGCCUAUUCAACAACCAGCCCAAGGCACACCUCGAAUACGAGAACAUUCCCUCUGUCGUCUUUGCCCACCCAGAGAUCGGCUCUAUCGGUCUAACGGAGCCCGAGGCCCGCGAGAAGUACGGCGACAAGAUCAAAAUUUACAAGACCGAAUUCAAGGCCAUGUACUUCGCUAUGAUGGACCCCGAUGAGAAGCAGCCCACAGCUUACAAGAUCAUCUGCGCGGGCGAAAACGAGAAGGUCGUCGGUCUGCAUAUCUUGGGACAGGGAAGCAGCGAGAUCCUGCAAGGGUUCGGUGUGGCGAUCAGGAUGGGUGCCACGAAGAAGGACUUUGACAACUGUGUGGCUAUCCACCCCGUGUCGGCCGAAGAACUCGUCACCAUGACUUAG